UUUAUCAUUUGUACAUUUCGCCACGAGUAUCUAAUUUUCUUGUCUAGCUAAAAACCACAACAUGGCUUCUGUUCGCACCGAAACUAUUGCUUCUAGUGAUGUAAAAUCCACUGGUUCCGCAAAACUGAACAAAGAUCCCACUAUAGCGCAGAUUUUUGAGAGUUUAGAUUAUGGUCCAGCACCUGAAGGAGCUAGCAGCGUGGACUCAUGGCUUGAAGAACAUGGAAAGGACUUCGGACAUUUCGUAAACGGGAAAUGGGUGAAGCCCGAAGGGAGGAAAGUUUACGAGACAAGAAAUCCGUCCACAGGAGAAAAACUAGCCUCCACUAUGCAGGGUGAGCAAGAGGACAUAGACCAAGCAGUAGGUGCAGCAAGAGAGGCUUUCAAAUCAUGGAGUAAGCUUCCCGGUCAUGUACGAGCUCGUUAUUUGUACAGUAUAGCACGUCAUGUUCAAAAGCAUGCCCGCUUGCUGGCUGUGCUUGAAAGUAUGGACAAUGGUAAGCCAAUCAGAGAGACAAGAGAUGCUGAUGUACAGAUUGUUGCAAGACACCUUUAUCAUCAUGCUGGUUGGGCUCAAUUGAUGGAUACAGAAAUGAGAGAUUGGAAACCUGUUGGUGUGGUUGCUGCCAUAGUACCAUGGAAUUUCCCUCUAAUGCUACUUUGUUGGAAAGUUUGCCCAGCUCUUGCCAUGGGUAACACAGUAGUGCUCAAACCAGCAACUUACACCAGGCUAUCAGCUCUUCUGUUUGCUGAGAUUUGUGCUGAGGCAGGGCUUCCUCCUGGUGUGUUUAAUGUUGUUACUGGAAAUGGUGCAUUUGGAAGUUCACUUGCAGCACACCCUGAUGUUGACAAGGUGGCUUUUACAGGUUCUACUGAGGUUGGAAAAGUUCUCCGUAGACUAACAGCAGGAUCUGGUAAGAAACUGUCAUUAGAGCUUGGUGGUAAAUCCCCUGUGGUUGUUUUUGACUCAGCUGAUUUGGACAGCACAGUUGAGGGUAUUGUAGAUGCCAUUUGGUUUAACCAAGGCCAGGUUUGCAGUGCUGGUUCCCGCUUGAUUGUCCAAGAGACCUGUGCCAAGCAGCUGGUAGACAAGAUCAAAGAACGUAUGACACAUCUUCGACUUGGACACUGCCUUGAUAAAGGGAUUGACAUGGGAGCAAUAGUUGACCCUUCACAGAAAAAGGCCAUUGAAGCUUUUGUAGAAGAAGCAAGGAAGGAGGGGGCUGAAGUGUAUCAAAGCUGUGCAAGUAUGCCGUCUAAUGGGUCGUACUAUCCGCCGACCCUCAUUACUAAUGUACAACCAGUGUCCAAGAUUGUGAUGGAAGAGGUAUUUGGCCCUGUGUUGACAGUCCUCACAUUCAGAACUGCAAAGGAAGGAAUAGCUUUGGCUAAUAACACCAACUAUGGGCUUGGAGGAAGUGUUUGGACAGAAAAUUUGUCACUAGCCUUGGAGGUUGCUAUGAGCAUCAAGGCUGGCUCUGUAUGGGUCAAUGGACAUAACCUUUUUGAUGCUGCAGCUGGGUUUGGUGGAUACCGUGAGAGUGGAUUUGGUCGUGAUGGUGGAAAAGAGGGUUUGUAUGAGUAUGUUUACCCAUCAUGGCAAGCCAGACCCAGGCCCAAUGUAGAUGAUUAUGAUGUCAAAACCUUUGGCUCCUCAGUUCCUGCUAAAGUAUUGAAUCCAAAUUCAAAUCCUAUAAAACUCCCAGAUGCAUCAUCUGGAAAAGCAAGGAUUGCUCUACCACCAAGCAUUGAUCACACGUACAAAGUAUACAUUGGAGGAGCGCAAAAAAGGCCUGAUGGAAACUACUCCCGACCAGUGUUGGACCCUAAAGGACAGGUUAUAGGACAGGUUGGCGAAGGGAACAGAAAAGACAUCAGAGAUGCUGUGGAAGCUGCCCAUAAGGCAGCUCCAGG
Messenger RNA from Stylophora pistillata, 1914 nucleotides. RefSeq names its product aldehyde dehydrogenase family 16 member A1. The record is from RefSeq and is a predicted model, not a curated record. NCBI's taxonomy places the organism in Eukaryota, Metazoa, Cnidaria, Anthozoa, Scleractinia, Pocilloporidae. Gene Ontology annotation, molecular function: oxidoreductase activity, acting on the aldehyde or oxo group of donors, NAD or NADP as acceptor.